UUUGUGUUUUGGUUCCAGUGGUUCCAUGAGUGGAAGUGGAAGAACCCAGCAAUAAGCGAUGGACAGGGAACUUCAUCUGCAUCGAGCAGAGACUUUCUCCUUCAUUAACCCGUGGAUUCGAUAUUUUCUUUUCUUCUUCAGCUUCCUGUUUUGGGUGUUCUCCUUGUUGAUUGUUGCCAUUGGAGUGUAUGCUAAAGUCCAGAAAGCCACAGACACGGUGCGGGACACGUUCCUGAUCGACCCAGCUGUCAUCCUAAUUGUAGUGGGGGUGGUCAUGUUCUUCAUCACUUUCUGUGGCUGUGUUGGAGCCCUCCGAGAAAACAUUCGCCUCCUCAAAACAUUCUCUUUCAGUCUGACUUUGGUUUUCCUCACCCAGCUGGCCGUAGCGAUUCUGGGCUUUUUCUACGCAGAACAGACCCGCGAAGCCUUGGGAAGGUUUGUGAAGAAAAGCAUUGUGCACUACAGGGAUGACCUGGAUCUGCAGAACUUGAUGGACUACAUUCAGAAAGAGUUUCAGUGUUGUGGAUGGAACAACUACACAGACUGGUCCUGGAACCUGUACUUCAAUUGUUCGAAAGCCAACCCCAGCUCGGAGCGCUGCGCCGUUCCCUAUUCCUGCUGCCCUCCCACUCCCGGAGAGGCUGUAAUCAACACUAUGUGCGGCUUUGGGGUGCAAGCCCUGGACUACCUGGAGGCAAACAAGUCAAUCUACCCAGUAGGCUGUGCAGACGGAGCCGUGUUGUGGAUCGAGUCCCAUCUGUUACUGGUGGGAGCCCUCGCGCUGGGUUUGGCUCUGCCUCAGAUUGCAGGCAUUGUGCUAUCCCAGAUCCUGAUCUCUCAGAUCCAAGAUGAGAUUACUUCGCUGCACUAAGCACGAGCCAACAAAGAGGAAGUAAGGCGAGGAAGACGAAUGGAAGAGGAAGUAAAUGGCAGUUGGAGUGAGUCCAAAGGCACUCACAAGGACACUUUUUCAUUGCUCUUAUACGACUGCUGUGUUCAUGUUCUUCUACACGUGAGCCAUUCAACUAUGUUAUGUCCAUUUUAAAUAUGCAAUGGAUUUGAACACACAUCUAAUACAUCUGCCUUUUCAAAGAUGAUCACCAUCAGUCUUAAUUGACACUAUGAGAAAGGAGUGAAAGUGUGAUUUUGAGAGUUUUGAUUGGAUUUCAUUCAUAUUUUGUACAUCACACACCAGUGUGUACACUAACAACACAUUUGAGGAUUGCAAAAUAAAACAAGAUGUCAUAGCUUUGGAUUGAGAUUUUAAGAAAACGUGACCGUAAAAUGUGUCAGAGAGGCGAUGAAUGGCGGUUAAACAUUAAAGGCCUACUGAAAGCCACUACUAGCGACCACGCAGUCUGAUAGUUUAUAUAUCAAUGAUGAAAUAUUAACAUUGCAACACAUGCCAAUACGGCCACUUUAGUUUACUAAAUUACAAUUUUAUAUUUCCCGCGAAGUGUCGUGUUGAAAACAUCGUGGUAUGAUGACGCGUGCGUUUGACGUCACCGGUUGUAGCGAACAUUAUUUUCCAGCCCGAUCCAAGCUAUAAGUCGUCGGCUUUAAUCGCAUAAUUACACAGUAUUCUGGACAUCUGUGUUGCUGAAUCUUUUGCAAUUUGUUCAAUUAAUAAUGGAGACUAUAAAUAAGAAUGUUGUUGGUGGAAAGCGGUGGAUUGCAGCUGCCUUCAGCAACCGAAACACAGCCGGUGUUUGUUUGUUGUGAAGCUUUAACAAAGAGCGGUCAAGCGAACAUGUUUCUCUACCACAUGUCAACCAAUUGUGAUAUUAAGUCAGCUCUUACCGGAGACUUCAGCGGAUUAUGCGACCUCCUCCUGCAGCUGUCAAAAAGGCAGCUGUGAUCUUGGCUCCUCCAUUGGCUUUUCUCAGAGACACUGGCGUUCACCGCAGCCCUCCGACUUUCAGGUAUGACUUUAUAAUCCCACGAAAACACUAUUAACACAAUAAGCAGAUAGGGGAAUUUACAGAAUUAUCCUAGUAAAUGUGUCUAAUAACAUCUGAAUCGCUCCCACUGCCGCCGCACACGGCCUUUUUAGAUUAUUAAAUUGCAAUUUUAAAUUUCCCGCAAAGUGUCGUGUUGAAAACGUCGUGGUAUGAUGACUCGUAUGAUGAUGCGUGCGUUUGACGUCACUGGUUGUAGCGGACAUUAUUUUCCAGCCCGAUCCAAGCUAUAAGUAGUCUGCUUUAAUCGCAUAAUUACACAGUAUUCUGGACAUCUGUGUUGCUGAAUCUUUUGCAAUUUGUUCAAUUAAUAAUGGAGAAGUCAAAGUAGAAAGAUGGAGUUGGGAAGCUUUUAGCCUUUAGCCACACAAACACACAGCCGGUGUUUCCUUGUUUAAAAUUCCCGAAGAUGAAGCUUUACUAUGGAUCAGAGCGGUCAAGCGAACAUGGAUCCCGACUACAUGUCAACCGGCAGUUUUCGGUGAGAAAAUUGUGGUAAUAAGUCGCCUCUUACCGGAGACAUCAGCGGAGCUUCCGUCCUGCUGCAACUGCCGUGACUUCCCUCAGAGACUCUGGCGUCAACACACCCAUGGCCACACCCCUCCGACUUUCAGGUACUAUUUAAUCUCACUAAAACACUAGCAACACAAUAGGCAGAUAAGCGAUUUUCCAGAAUUAUCCUAGUAAAUGUGUCUAAUAACAUCUGAAUCGCUUCCACUGCGAUACUAGGUUUUUCUGUUGUAUCUACGCGGUUAUGUGGUAGUUGCUAGGUCCUGCCAUGCGCGUAACAGCUUACUUACGGAACAAAUUACAAUAUCUCAUACACUAAUGUAAAGCAUAUCACCUAGGAACUCCAAAAUUAUUAUCAGCUCAGUUUUGACCAAAAUUGAGUUACUGGGUUUUGCCUUUGGUAAAUUUUUUAGGUCUUGCGACAAAUGACGAGGACGGUCGUGCCUUUUGCCACAGUUGCCGUGGUUAAAUCCGAGCCCUGCUUAUACCACCCUCUACGGCAGGGGAGUGGAACUGGUUUUCAACGAAAGCCACAUCGCCAUUUAUGGAUGGCCUCAGAGAGCCGCUUGUAACCGUGAAUAGUUUAGGGAUAUAAAUGUAUGAGGAUUCACCUCAAGGUAUUAUUAUCAAAUUGCCUAAGUAUUUUGAUUAUACACCGUAUUUCCUUGAAUUGCCGCAGGGCAUGUAGUAUGCGCCUGCCUUGAAUUACUGCCGGGUCAAACUCGCUUCCCAAAAUAAUUAGCGCAUGCUUAGUAUUACCGCCUGGUCAAACUCGUGAGGUCACGAGUGACACUUCCCCUGUCAUCAUUAUCAAAAUGGAGGAGGCUGAUUUCAAUACCGGUAAUUUGAAAUCACAUAAAGGGAAGAACAUUAAGAGCUGUUCAGUAGGAUUUAAGGUCCAAGCUUACAUCACACUCAAAUUUUUACUGCAUACCUUUGGUAAGUGCCGGAGUCAGAAGAGGUUUUGAAAUAAGUAGCGCAUGCUUACUUUUAACGCAUGCCUUUGGUAAGCGAAAGGAGUGAGACAAGGUUUUAAAUUAAAUAGCUUCCCGGCGGCGAUUAAAGGAAAUAAGGUAUAUAUUUUUUAAACUUUGGAUUUUGCAGUAAAAAAAACUGGCAGUUUAGUCGCUACAGUUUUACAGUAAAAUUGAUGUUGUUUUUUACAGUAUAUUACUGUAAAUGGAAAAAGGGUACUAUAGUUUUUGUACGACAAAAUCCGAGCAGAGCUGCCAGUUUUUUACUGUAUAUUCUACAGUUUUUUUUAUUUUUAUACUGUACAGUUGGAUGGAAAAUUUGCUUUGAAAUCAUAAGUCAAGCACAUAUUUGCCAUUAUUUCUAUUUUAACAAAAAAAGUUUGAAAUGUAUGAUAGUAAUAUAUUUGUUGCAUUAUUAGAUAAUAUUACAUUUGAAAAGAAAUGCAAUUUCAUGCACUAUGUCUAUUUUUUUCUGUCAAAAUGGAAAGAACACUGCGAUGAGGUGGCGACUUGUCCAGGGUGUACCCCGCCUUCCGCCCGAUUGUAGCUGAGAUAGGCGCCAGCGCCCCCCGCGACCCCGAAAGGGAAUAAGCGGUAGAAAAUGGAUGGAUGGAUGGAAAGAACAAAUACAUUUUGUAAAGUAAUUUAUAUUAUUUCAAAGCGUUUGCAUGCCACAUUAAAUAAUGUGGAGGGCCAGAUCUGCCCCCCGGGCCUUGAGUUUGACAUCUUUGCUCUGUGGCUUUCCAGGAUGGAAUGACGUAACUAAAUAUGUACGUUACAUUAGCUUUUGGUGCUGUUAGCUAAUAAUACCGGUUUGGAUAGCAAUAGUGAGCUGUCAUUGACUGUAUUUUAUAUCAUAACAACAAAACUAGUGCUAAUUGUUCCAGUAAUUGCACUGUUUUUGUAUGUAUGCACACGCUCCCUCGCAUACAUGUGGACGAAGAAAAAAAACUAAUAAUUUUAUUCGGGACAGAAAUUGUUUUUACGACAUAAACUCAGUGUUCUUGUUUCAUUUUUUUGCUUUAAAAAUGUCACAGUGAGCAAAUUGCAAACAGCCUCUUUAAAUGAGCAAAAUAGAAAGCAUAAUCCAUUUAGCGUGUCUGUCUUGAUGUAUAUGCUGAUUAUUAGAACACCCACAAUACUGGGAGAGGAUGCAAACAUAAUCAUUUAACGAUUGCAAUGUGAUUUAUCAUGAAUGAAACUGGGUUUACAAUUAUAGUUGUUGGAUGAAUU
Messenger RNA from Nerophis ophidion (straightnose pipefish), 4675 nucleotides. RefSeq names its product tetraspanin 33b (gene tspan33b). NCBI's taxonomy places the organism in Eukaryota, Metazoa, Chordata, Actinopteri, Syngnathiformes, Syngnathidae. Gene Ontology annotation, cellular component: membrane. The coding region runs from base 59 to 871 and encodes 270 amino acids. The transcript is spliced from 8 exons. The record is from RefSeq and is a predicted model, not a curated record.